Messenger RNA from Papilio xuthus (Asian swallowtail), 3762 nucleotides. RefSeq names its product Innexin family member shaking B (gene shakB). Gene Ontology annotation, cellular component: plasma membrane; gap junction. Gene Ontology annotation, molecular function: gap junction channel activity. The coding region runs from base 947 to 2068 and encodes 373 amino acids. The transcript has 6 exons. The record is from RefSeq and is a predicted model, not a curated record. NCBI's taxonomy places the organism in Eukaryota, Metazoa, Arthropoda, Insecta, Lepidoptera, Papilionidae.
UCGCGCUCUCGCGCCAAUUCGCGCGACUCCCGCCCAAAUUGACAACUACUUAAAAAUCGAACGCGAUCUAUCUUUUUAGUUCUUUUUUCGAAUUUGAAACUUUUUAAAUCGCGCGUUAGUAGUGGCGUCGCGGAGGACUUGCUAAUUAAAAAUUUUGAAAACGAAACGUGUUCAUUUGCAUUUUUGCAAAAAUUAAUUUUUAAGUAUAAAAAUUUCUUUGAAAGCAUGUGAAUAGAUUUCGACGACACGUCAACCCGGAUCAUCGUUCAACAUCAGUGAACAAAUAUAUAAGGCAAAAGCAUCGAGUAUAAUUCGGCCACAUGAGAAGUCGACUCGCUUGACAAAUAACUGGUGAAUUUAAACAAAAGGCGAUUUGGGAACGUGUUAAACGUUUCUGCCACUAAUCACGGCGCGUAACCGUGUUUCAAAAAUAAAACGCCGCCGAUUCGAAACCGGAGCAUCUCGAAGAACAUCCCGCCCUCGUGAUCUAGUUUACGUAAUUAGUUCUUAGAAUAUACAGUUUUACAGCAACAACGUUCAUAAUUGUACUGCAUCACUACCGAUGACCACAUUCCGAGGCGAGGCUCGAAGACACCACGCCGGGGACAUGACCAAUAAAUGAGCCGCACCCAAACACACGCCGAAUUAUGAAACGUAGAAAAUAUGACACAAUGAUAUCUUUGCUGAAGUUCAUUAAAAUACCAAAAAAAGUACAUCAGCACAAACGACGCCUCUGAUGCAAUGAGACGAAGAUUCGCCAACACACUGCCAAUCUAACAAGUGCCUUACGAACAUCGAACUGUAAACAAACGAACAAUUUAAACAUUAAAAAAAACUUAUUAAGACAAUCGCUGGUGCUUCGAAACAAUAAAUAGAUUAAACGAGACAAAAAUAAUGUUAGUCGAGGUGACGAGACAAAGUGUGAGAUCGGACUCAAGCAUUUAAAAUGUUAGACGUUUUUCGUGGUUUAAAAAAUCUUAUAAAGGUGAACUAUGUGCACAUCGACUCGCCCGUGUUCCGGCUGCACUACUCCAUUACGGUCAUCCUGCUGAUCUCGUUCAGCCUGAUCGUGACGACGCGUCAGUACGUCGGCAACCCCAUUGACUGCAUCCACACCAAGGACAUCCCAGAGGACGUGCUCAACACCUAUUGCUGGAUCCACUCCACCUACACGCUCAAGAGCUUCUUUAACAAGAAGGUGGGCGUCGAGGUGCCCUACCCCGGCAUCGGCAACAGCCGCGAGAAGGGCAAGGAGGACAUGAACGACAGGAAGAUCUACAAGUACUACCAAUGGGUCUGCUUUUGCCUAUUUUUUCAGGCGAUGUUGUUCUAUGCACCGCGUUGGCUGUGGAAGUCCUGGGAGGGGGGCAAGAUCCGCGCCCUCAUGAUGGACCUCGACGUCGGGGUCUGCACAGAGAUAGAAAAGAAGACGAAGAAGAAACUAAUCCUGGACUACCUGUGGGAGAACCUGAGGUACCACAACUGGUGGGCCUACAGGUACUACCUCUGCGAGUCGCUUGCCCUUAUCAAUGUUAUAGGGCAAAUGUUCCUGAUGAACCGGUUCUUCGACGGCGAGUUCAUGACGUUCGGGCUGAAGGUGAUCGCGUACAUGGAGUCAGACCAGGAGGACCGCGUCGACCCCAUGAUAUAUGUCUUCCCCAGAAUGGUGAAAUGCACGUUGUUCAACAAGUUCGGUUCGUCGGGCGAAGUGGAGCGGCACGACGCGCUCUGCAUUCUGCCGCUGAACGUCGUCAACGAGAAGAUCUACGUCUUCCUCUGGUUCUGGUUCGUCAUCCUCGGCGUCCUCACCUUCAUCACGCUUGUGUACCGGCUGGUGAUCAUCUUCUCGCCGCGAAUGCGCGUCUACAUGAUGCGCAUGCGCUUCCGGCUCGUGCGGCGCGACAAUGUGGACACGAUCGUGCGCCGCAGCAAAAUGGGCGAUUGGUAUUUGCUUUACAUACUCGGCGAGAACCUCGACUCGGUCAUCUUCAGGGACAUCAUGCACGAGUUCGCCAACAAGCUGAACCACAACUACCAGCACCACAUUCACGGCGUCCCGGACGCGUGACCUCCGAUCCCAGGGUGGGUGUUCCACACCUGACUGACGUCUCUGCAGCGGCACCUGGAGCCGCCCGUGUGAGGCGCGCCCGGCCCGGCUGACCGCGCUCGCUCUGGACAAUGCAUUUGUGGUGUGAAUCGAAUGUAUCAAAGACUCUCUCAUCUGUUCGUUGCAAUGGUAAAAGUGCAAUUGUAAACACGCAAUAAUAGAAUGUACUUAAAGUAUAAGAACGUGAUCUCAGGAGGAACCUUACCGCAGACCUUGUGAAGUCGACAGACGCGAUCCCGUUAGGAUAACUAGUGUUCAUCUUUUAGACGUAUUUUACUGAUAGUUUCGCUGCUCGUAGUAACUGUUUGUGGAGACGCUUUAUUUCUUUCUAUUCUAGCUGGUAAUUGAAGAUAAGCACACGGAUAGCACACAACUUAUCAUUUACACGAAUGAUCACUCGCCAUGGAUUUGAUAGACCAAAUGAAAAUAAAGCAAUAAUUAAAUAAUGCUCGUUUGUAUAGGAUUAAUGGGAGUUAACUUUAAUUGGAUUUAAAUCUAUUUGCCAAAUGACGUCUUCCUAUGUGGAUGUAUGUGACGACGUUGUUCACUUUUGCGGGCCAAAAGACAUUUAUACGUUUAAUUUAAAGAAUAUUGAAAUGAGCGACUAAGUUUUCUAACUUGCAUUUCGUUUUGCAUUUUAUUGAAAUGAUUACAUUAUGAGAUGUUAUUAUUUUCUCGUUUGAAUAUAUAGCUGCUCACUUGAAUAUACUUUAAUCUACUGAUCUAAUGUUAUAUACUCUAUGCUUACUUCAAACGUCGACUGGCUUUUAAGUGUUCAUUUUCUCUUUGAUUUUUAUACAUGAUCGGAUUUUUGAUAUGUUUUCCAUAAUUUAUGACCAUAAUUAUAUUUAUAAACUCCCAAAGUAAUAUAUUUAUAAAAUGUAAAUUAUUUUCUUUUCGAAUUCUUGCAACUAAUUUGAAAGUAUAUAAUAUUUGGGAAGACUUAGUUGUGAGUAAUUUGUUCGCACGUGUUGAGGAGGCGACGACGCGAGUUCGACGAGGACAUGUUGUGUUUGUUGUAGACGAUAUUUUUAUGCAAAAAGGUUGUUUGCCUCUAACUAUAUAAACGGUACUAGCUAAGUGCAAUAUUGUUUUUCUUAAGUUCUUCGUUGUAACUUAGACAUCUGGUAUUAAUAAAUUAUUUAUUUGAACCGUUUAGGUGUCAAUUUUAGUAUUGUAAGUAAAUUAGAGAAUUCAAACGAUUAGUUCAAAAAGAUUCUGAUGCGAUUUUUUUUGCAGACAUAUUGUUAAAUAGUCUUAUUAGGUGUUAGUUCUUUUUCUACUUGUUUAGAUAAUCCAAAGAAUGUUUGUUUGGAUACCUAAAGUUAACGGAGGGUUAAAGUUACAAUAUUAGCGGAAACUUUCCGCUUCUAAGCAUUUACAAAAUCAUUAAAUUAACGAGACUUUUUUUCUUAUAAACAUAUAAUUCAGUAAAAUAAGAAUUGUUAAGACGGCUGGAAAGUUUUCGCUGGAUCGUAUUUAAACAUAUGAUGUCUUUACCAAAGAAAUGUGUAUGAAUCAGUGGAGCAAUAGAGUGAAAUAUUCAGUAUUUUAUGAUAGAUAACAACGCCAAAUACCGUGCCAAAUAUAAAUAACUCUAGUGAGGGCAAUAUUAUAUAAAAACAAGAAAAUUAUCGUGGAAAGUAACGAAUAAA